This is a messenger RNA of Maudiozyma barnettii, 921 nucleotides long. RefSeq lists its product as uncharacterized. The record is from RefSeq and is a predicted model, not a curated record. The coding region runs from base 1 to 921 and encodes 306 amino acids. The transcript has a single exon. NCBI's taxonomy places the organism in Eukaryota, Fungi, Ascomycota, Saccharomycetes, Saccharomycetales, Saccharomycetaceae. Gene Ontology annotation, cellular component: membrane.
AUGAAUUUUCAUUCUAAGAAGAGUAAUACUGCUCACAACAGGGCUUCCACUGCUAAACUGGUAGGUUUAGCCACUUUGAGAUUCUUUCAAUUCGCUUCCGCAGUCCUCGUAAUGUCUUUGAUUGCCUAUGCUAUUCACGCUUACGGUUUCCACGGCUCUAAAAAGACCAACUUCGUCUUGGCCGUAGGUGUUAUCGGUACUUUCUACAACUUGGCCGUCUUUGUCCUGGCUAUCGCUGUUCCAAAGUUGGUCUUUGCUGGUAUCUACUUCUUUUUCGAAGUGGUCAUGUGUCUGCUAUGGUUCGCCGCCUUCAUCGUCGACGCUAAGGUUCAAGGUGACCACUCUUGCAAGAUUAAACAUACUGCCCAAUACAAUCCAAAGUACGGUAACUUGCAAUCAUUCACCGACUCAGAGGGUGACUUCAACGCCUUCACUAACAAGUACACCACCAAGACUGAGAAGACCGCCUGCCAAUCAGCCAAGGCCUCAAUCGCCUUUGCUGGUUUGUCCUGGGCUUUGUUCAUGAUCUCCUCUGUGUUUGUCGGUCUAAACAUUUUGAACCCGGUCAUCGCUCAUUAUGGCGGUAAAGGUAUGUUCAAGACUGGCUCCUCCAUGGGCACCAGAGUCGACAGAGCCUCUGCCUUGACUUUGGUCGAUCCGAUCGAAGAUAAGUAUGCUCCUGAGGAUGUUGAAGCCGCCGCUGGUGUACCAAACGCUAACGUCGUUCACAAUGAAGAGGACCAACAUACUUUGUCCACUAAUAACACUGCCCAUGACGGUCAAGAAAAAUCUGAAACCUCUGAAGUAUCUCCAACUCAAAGUGCAGCUAUGACCCAAGCUCAAAUUCAAGCUCAAGCUCAUGCUAGAGCUCGUGCUCAUUCUAUUUCUCUUUCUCGUGCUCAAUCUCGUGAAGAUGCUUAA